CGUUUGCAAUCAGUUAUCAAUCGGUUGUCGGCUAUGUCCGUAAGCAUGGUUGCCGCUCUGUUAGUGAGGCGAAUAAAAACGUGUAAAUCGUUCGCUCGUGUGUUGCGCGCUGAUCGGAAAAUACUGCCUGGGUUUAAUAACAAUGUGUGUUACGGAUAUGGGGCCGCGUUCGGCUACUGCACUUGCAAAACUGUGGUGCCUUUUUUAUUGGCCGACAUAGGCGAGGGUAUACGCGAAGUCACCAUCAAGGAAUGGCACAUAACCGUUGGCGAUCGGAUUGCCGAGUUCGACGACGUUUGCGAGGUGGAAAGUGAUAAAGCCACCGUGACCAUAACCAGUCGUUACGCGGGUUCGGUGAGAAAAAUGUACUACGAGGUAGGCGAUUUGGCUAAAGUGGGUGACCCUUUGAUCGAUAUCGAAUUGGAAACGGACGACAUCGGCGAUGCCGCUGCGAAACCUAAAUGCGAACCGAUUGUAGCAGAUCACGAAUCGUUGGUAAUGACCAUCACGGCAGAGUCAGAACGAUCAGUGAAGAUCAGCGCGGCAAAAACGGAAAGUUCAACGCGCUUACCGGUCACUGCAGUCCAAGACGCUCACUUCAACAAGGUGCUGACUACUCCUGCGGUACGUAGAAUAGCCACGGAAAAGGGUAUAGACCUGAGUACGGUAAGAGGAACUGGUAAAGACGGUCGCGUGCUUAAAGAAGACCUACUAAACUUCGGCGAUAAUAUAGUAUCCGUGACCGGUUAUACGAAGGCGAUGCGUCACUCGAUGGAAGUAUCGCACACGAUCCCUACAUUGGUCAUAACCGACGAGGUGGACCUGACAGGACUGACGCAGGUCAAGACGCAACUAUUGCCUCACGCUAAGAUAACGCUUUUGCCUUUUUUUAUCAAAGCCACUUCGCUUGCUUUGUCCCUACAUCCUUUCAUGAACUGCACACCGAACGUUGACUUUACAAAGUUACGAUUGAACACUGUACACAACAUCGGAGUGGCCAUCGACACCCCGUUAGGUUUGGCCGUCCCUAACGUUAAAAACGUACAAACUCUGUCGGUCAUCGAAAUCAGCGAGCAACUGCAAGAGUUAAGAGCCAAGGCCGGGGAUAACAAACUGAGCCCGGCGGAUGUAACGGGAGGAACAUUUACUCUAUCAAACAUGGGAGCCAUCGCAGGGUCCUCGUUUAAGCCGUUGAUCAUGCCACCGGAAGUAGCGUUGGGCGCGCUUGGCAGACUAAAGUACAGGCCUAGAUACAACGAAAAAGAAGAACUAGUCAGAACACCGGUGAUAAACGUAUCUUUGGCGGCUGAUCACAGGAUUUUAGAUGGUGCUACCGUAGGUAGGUUUUUAAAAGACUGGAAGACAUACGUGGAAAAUCCCGCAUUAAUUUUGGCGAACACUAAAUUGUCGAAAUUCUAAAUAAUAUGGUGUUAAACAAGUAGUGUGUAAAUUGUAUUAUAUUAUGUACAUUGUGUGAAAACUUAUGACUUGCGCAGCAACCAUGUAAUAUAUAGCCAUAAUCUAAGGUUCAAAUAAUCUAGGUUCCUUAAGUAAAAAUAAUUAUUAACUCUAACAAUUUAGUAUAAUAAACGAUUAUUA
Adelges cooleyi (spruce gall adelgid) is the source of this 1599-nucleotide messenger RNA. RefSeq names its product lipoamide acyltransferase component of branched-chain alpha-keto acid dehydrogenase complex, mitochondrial (gene Dbct). Lineage: Eukaryota; Metazoa; Arthropoda; Insecta; Hemiptera; Adelgidae. The record is from RefSeq and is a predicted model, not a curated record. Gene Ontology annotation, molecular function: lipoic acid binding; acetyltransferase activity. Gene Ontology annotation, cellular component: mitochondrion; cytoplasm. The transcript has a single exon. Bases 34 to 1419 code for a protein of 461 amino acids.